AAUACCAGUACCUACCGCAGAAGUAAAAACAAGGAUGACUGACUAAAUACAAUGAUGGAAUUCGAAGAACAAAAGAAAAAGGCAGAGGCAAGUGGAGGCCCUUCUUUGCUUGUUGGUUAUGACAAGCUGUUGUACAUGUCUGAGUUGCAAGCUGUGCCUGGUGAUGAUGAGUAUGGAAAUCAAGACCUCGAUGCCAAAUUUACCAAAAUUACUCAUCUUAAUCCUGAACACAUAACAAGACUGAAGAGAGAGGUCAUUGAAAUAUUAAGUUCAUGUGAGGGAAACUGCUUAAAGCUCUCCCAGUUUAAAAGCAGGUACCGCAAGUGGUUUGGAAAAAAAUUCAAUGAAUGUUAUAGGUUGUCAGGUGGAAGAAAGGAAUUCUGCAAUCUCAUGGCUGAGUUAGAUAUCAUUGAACUUGACCAAAAUGGUUCAAUACCUCUCAUAAAACUUAAAGAACAACAUGUGAGUCAGCAUAUGAGUUUUAAUAUAGCUGGAUCUGAGCAUAGUUGUGCUACUGAUGUGGAGACAAGAGAGACCAGGAGACCAAAGUUUGUGAAAAGAAGAGAGACUGUGGCACCAACGUUCCAGAGCCAAAACACCAGCCUUGAUGCCAUUGAUCUCUCUGAAAAGUUAAUAAGAUUGAAGAAAGACAUUGUGGAUAUGUUGAGGUCCUGUGAGAGGAACUGCUUGUAUCUCUCCCAGCUUCAGGAAGAGUAUGGGAAAACAUUUCAAAAAGGGUUUUUUACCACCCACAAAGUGCUGUUGAAAGGAAAAUGUCUCUCACAAUUCUUAAGAGAGUUAGACAUCCUUGAAAUAGAAGAUAAAGGUGAAAAAGGUGCCAGGAACUAUUUGAUGAAGCUGAAAGAACCACAUGCAAGCCAGUUUAUGCUGAACAUGGGUUUUGACAAUGAAGAAAAUCCCAGUUCAUUGAAGAAAAAAGAUCCUGAGAGUGUAGAGAAUACGAAAGGGCUCAUGUCCCAAAACAUUGGAAUUGAUUGUGGUUAUUUCCCUGAGAAGUUGACAAUGUUGAAGAAAGAUAUUGUAAAUUUACUAAAGUCUUGUGAGGGAAAUUGCUUGUAUCUCUCAGAACUUCCUGAUAAGUAUUGGCAAACAUUCAGAAGAAAAUUCCAUGGUACCUUCAGAGUACUGUUCCAAGGAAAAGGUCUGGUGCAAUUCUUAUCAGAAUUAGAUAUCAUCAAAUUAGAACAUACCAGUGAAAAAGGUGUGAAGAAAUAUCAAUUAAAGCUGAAAGAACUGCAUGCAAACCUGUCCAUGCAGAGAACAAGUUUGAACACAGCAGAAGAACUUGAUUCCUGUUCUAAUUUUGGGUAUCAGCAGGAUGAAUUUGAUUCCAAAGAACCAACCAAAUCACUAAGACCAGCCUCUCUAGCAGGUGAUUUGGCAGUUGCUGCUGGCCCAAUUAUUUCCAGAGUACCUACUGUCCCGCCAGCUCCUUUGGAUCAAAAUGUUUUGGAUUCAAGAGUUCAAUCUCCAGCCCCUGCAACUACCUUCCAGGCUUCUCCUCCUUUGGUUUUGUCAACAUCUUUAAUACAAGGUCCUAGUCAUGCAGUCAAUAUACCUGAAGGGUCUGGUCUAACAACAACCGCCAAUACAGCUCCUGCAAAGGCUGAACCCUUCAACGCUGAGCAAGUGGAUCAGGAAGUGAAAAGCAAACAUAUGCUACUUACCGGAAGUACUCCUCAAGCGAUACCAGUCGUUCCCAGUUUAAUGGAAAACAAAAGUUUUCACGCACAGUUGGAUCAAAAUUGUCCACGAAUCCAAGGCAUUUGUUUUGAUGCCGAUGAGGACUCAGAAACUUUAACAAAUCUGAAGCGAGAUGUUAUCGAAAUUUUACGUUCUUGUGAGGGAAAUUGCCUGUAUCUCGACAAAUUCAAGUUAACAUACGAGAAUCGGUUUGGGAAGAGAUUCCUUAACUGCUAUCCAUGGUUAAAAGGAAAAAAAAAAGUCUUUCGUAAUCUUAUGGCAGGGUUAGAUAUCAUUGACCUUGAACAAUUAACAUCGGCUACGAAAGGUCCUAAAAAGUUUAUGAUGAGGCUGAAAGAACCACAUGCAAGCCAGUUCAUGAUGAGAAUGAGGUUAAAAACCUCAAGUGAAGUUGGUCCUAGCUUUUAUGAAGCUGGUCAUCAACUGGAAAUGUUUGAUUCCAAAGUUCCGUCAAAGUCGUAUACACCUCUCACUGGGGGGAAAAACUCAGCAGCUGCCGUAAGUCCAGAUGUUGCACGUGUCCCACUUGUCCCAUCUCAUUUGGAUUUCAGCGACAAAUCACCAUCAUUGCCGCUACUAAAUACCGAAGCCAGCACAGACGGAAAGGUAGACCCACUAUCUGUCCCUGUUGGAAUAAACCCGGAGGCUAGCCAACGAGAAGGAGAGAAACAAGGUUUUGCUACCGGUGUUACUAAUCCGAUGACUGUCCCUCUUCCCUCUUCAGGCAAAGAACCUGAACUGAAAAUACCAACAGAUGUAAAGGUUAAACCAGAACUACUUCCUUCUGAAAAAACACGAAUUCGAGAAGUUGGUACGCCGGAUCCUUUUGAGAAUUCAAUCUGUAAGGCCCAUCACGUGAUGAAUACCAUAACGGGCGGCGCAAAAUCAGCUGUAAGGAAUGCUUCUUCACAUGAAGUUAACAAGGCCGCGGAAGAGAUCAUCACCUCUUUGUCGGAGGAAGGUCGCUUUGUUGGCCUCGAAGAAGUAAAAGCCAGGCUCUGUAAAGAUUUUGGAAAAUCAAGUCUUAUUAAAAUGGGGUUCAAAACAGACAAGGAUAUCCCCGCUCUGAAGAACUUGAUUGAAAUGCAGGCCAAAGUUAACUUAUUCGUCCAUGCUUACGUCACAUUCAACAGUAUAGCAACCUUGUACGAAUUAAACCAAAGCCUUGCCGCCUUGGGUUCCAAAUCAGACUUCGAAGAGCUCCGACUGGGCCCUCUAAUAAAACAACCCGUGGUGUAUAACAUGUUUAAAGCACCCCAGAGUCUUACCGCUGUACCUCAAGUGACGACAGUUCAAAUUAUCAAGCACUUGAACAAGUACAUGUCAAAGAUGAAAGGAACGCUAUAUUUAGAGAAAUUCCUGGAGUAUCUUUGUGAGCAGUAUCAUUGUUACACUCCUUACGAGCUGGGAGUCAGAAUACAAAGCCUUGGACUGGCUGUUGCGAUGCUUAAAAAAGUGAAACAUUCCAAGACCAAGAGGUGGGGAGCUAUCAGAGAAGAAAUGUCGAUCGAGAUGGAGGAAGAAAUUCAAAGAUGCUUGCGUAAAUUCAAGAGAGACCUUCUCGGGCAAGAACUUGGUGAUUUAAGGAGCUGUGUUAUGAAAUUUUUUGACAAAUCUCCGACGGAUGUACUGAAGGCAGUAUUCGAGUGUUGCUUGGAAAUGUUUGACGAAAAUUGUCAGGGAAAGGUAACGACCUUUCUGACCAUGCUUACCAAGCACAAACUUGGGAGGCAAUUGUUUCAGCUGGCGCUGUGUGCUAGUUGUAAGCCCUUACUGGGAGAGGCUAUGGAAGAACUGGUUAACAUUAAGAUCAACACAGAAGUUGCCAACCGUAAAGCAAAUCACGAGAAAACGAGGACAAGGCCUGUCCCACCCAGUGAAGGCGCCGUUGUCUGUGAAGUGCAGGAGUGGAUUAAGUGUGCCGAACGUGUUGACCUAACGACGCUGGCAAGAAUUGAGGCGAAUGUCGUGAACAAAUUCCCAGGAUUUACCGGCUUUGAAGAAUUUGGUUAUGGCUCUUUUCUGAAGUUUUUAACAAAACACAAGAAACUAAAGAAAGCCACAGAAGAGGUUGGCGGAAUGGCCCAGUCUAGAAGAGAAGGAGCAAGGAUUGGUUGUCAAGUGCCGCUUAAUAGUGUCUUGGAUUUUAUAUAUCAAUGUGGGACUCAAACCUCUACCGAGUGUAUUGAACGUGAAUUGUGCGGUUACUACAAUGUUAACAAAGUGACGGAUCUCGGAUUUGGUUCUUUUUCGUGCCUACUGAAAAAAGCUGCGGAGCCAAGAGUGAAAACUCUAACGACAGUUUACGAAGUCGCUCUCCUGUGUCACGGCGCUGGCGCUUUCCACGAAGAUAGCGCCAGCUUUAGUACUCGCAGUGCUCUAGGCUAUAAGAGCAAACAGGAAGCUUUAGAUGCCAUACAAAGCACUCCGCUCCUCGAGGAUGUUUCCCUCUGGACUCACUGGGAUGAUGUAUUCGGCGGCGAAGUGUCUAAACUUGGCGACUUGAAGUCAUUUUUGGAAAAUGAAGGAAUUUUAUGUAGUGCUGAAAAGUCAUUGUCAGAGGGCCACAAUUCCUUAGUCGUCAUGGAAACUAAUCCUGGUGUACUCCUUAGAGUAACUACCCACACGUCCACAGAAAUAUUCAGGAAAUGUUUAUUGUGUGGGGAUGUGAUUGGAGCAGCUGGCCAUUUGGUUUCCAUAGUUAUAGUGAAUGGUGGUGUGGCUAACACUCCUGUCGCUCUUUUAGCCAAUUACGUGUAUUCCUCUUUGGCAUCGAUGGGUACUGACGAUGAGGGGGACUGUGAUCAACGUCCAACCUUUGUUCUUGAAUGUCUGAAUCGUAUGCCUCUCAGAUUGGCUCAGGCAAUUGGGAAAAAGGUUUUUCUUGAGCCUUUCAAAAAGUUGGUUGGUUCAACAAGAGCGGCGUCGCUGCUGCUUUCAAGCUGUUCAACUCAGUCGCAACGUAACCGUCUUCACCAGCUGGGAUUUGCCUUUAGCAUAAGUCAGUGGAUAGAGGACUUCCAGGAAAGAGUUUCUCAUGACAAAGGGGACAGCGAGGGUGUCCUCUUUAAUGAGCACUACAAUGACGAAAGCAAGAGAUUGAUCACAGCUGUUAGGCCCGUGGCAUCUUCUAUCUCAUUGGUGUCGCAACAAGCGGAAACCGCUGCUAACCUUAAAACAAUCUUCCCACAAGCAUGCAGUUUUGAUGAAAAGGAUGGGGACGAAGCAGCAACUUCAGACACUAAGGGUGGAUUGUCAGCAUUACCAUCAGGACCAUGCACACCUAACAGGGAAUGCAGGGCAAUAAUUGAACAAAUUCGCCGUGAGGAUUUUGGAAUCGGUUUGGAGCUUGGAAAAGAGGAAGCCAAACUUGUUCAGCGACACCGCGAGAGAGAGGGUCGUGGCUUACACCGUCUUUCCUCCGAUCUUUAUACCAGGGACACCCACUUUUUGUUGGAGCUCGUUCAGAAUGCAGACGAUAAUUCCUAUCCUGAAGUGUGCUGUGGCCCAGGAUUCCCGACCCUUGUAUUCGUCCUCGAGCGGGACAGGAUCGUGAUAUUGAACAACGAAGUUGGAUUUGUUGAGAAGAAUAUACGCGCGUUGUGUGAUGUUGGCAGAAGUACCAAAGGGGCGGAUCGCUAUGGAUACAUCGGACAAAAAGGCAUCGGGUUCAAGUCUGUAUUCCGAGUUAGUGAUAGCCCUGAAGUUCACUCCAAUGGAUAUCAUAUUCGCUUUGACGCCAAAAGUGGUCCUAUUGGUCAUAUUCUCCCUGAGUGGAUUGGAGACAAUUUUUCAGUGAAACCAAAUGGUGAGCAUAUCAAAGAAGGAACGAAAGUCAUGGAAAAGAUGGAUAAAGAUGGUGAAUUGAGCAACAUUGGCGAAAGCAUGAACAGCUGGCCAACCUGUAUCAUUCUUCCAUUAAAAGAUGAACAUAAAGGGAACAAAAAGUCUUCACUCGCUGCCGGAUUUCACGAUGUUCACCCAUCUUUAUUGCUGUUCUUACAUCGUUUGAAGGGAAUCUUUAUAUACGACGAGGUAAACAAGAGUUUUGUUAAAAUGCUAAGAAGAGACCUAGGAGAUAAUGUCAUGGAGGUUCUCCACAACACAGGCACAGAGCGCUGGCUUGUAGUCAAGAAACAGCUUGAGGCUGCUAGAAUGAAAGCAGACGUAGAGAUAACUGAGUUGGCACUGGCUUUUCCAUUGACUGGUGAAUCAGGCAACACAUCAAGACAUCAGGCAUUGCCGCCACAGAAUGUCUUUGCGUAUCUUCCACUCAGAAGCUAUGGUUUCCGAUUCAUCAUUCAAGGUGACUUUGAGGUUCCUUCGUCAAGAGAAGAUGUGCACAGUGACAAAUCCUGGAAUCAGUGGCUGAGAGAGGAAAUUCCACAACUUUUUAUCGACGCUAUGUCGGUAUUUAUGGACCACUCGUCUUUUUGUGGCCUUUCUUCAUUGGUGUCGUAUUUUAAAUUUGUACCUCUUGAGGAGGAAAUUCUCGACUUUUUUACACCUGUUGCUCGCCAUAUCUUAACACUCCUUCAAGGGAAACCUUGUAUCCCAGUUAAGAGGUCCAGCAAUGAAACUGAGCAGCCGUACGGAGGUGACAAUGGAAAAAGCUGCGAUUUGGUUCUCCCUUGUCAGGCCAUUGUCUGUGAAGACAGCGUCAUACAAGAGCUUAUACCCUCUAUUCUUCUGGAGGAGCACCUAGGAUUGAGUUACCUUCAUCCGGAAAUGGUUCCAGUACUAAACCCGACCUUGAGAUCUCGUCUUGGAAUCGAGACUUUGUCUAUAAAGCACUUGAUUGAGAUUGGGAAAGCGGAAGUAAAGAAAGCUCCAGCUGUUGCACCGCAUGGCAAUGACCGCAAACCGGAUGUUGGGAGAAUAGCCUGGGUAGCUCGAUGGUUGCAGUGCAUGUACCGAUGUCUCGAGCAGGAAAGAAAUAGCAGUCAAGAAAUGCUAGAUUUGAUUGGUUCUCUUAACGUGAUUCCGCUAACGGAUGGAUCUUUCGUGAACGUGAAGGAGGAUUCCAUUUUCUUUCCGCUGUCGAGGAAAAAAACAUCCGAGGGAGCUGUGCCAAAGAAGAACAAAGGUUUCGUGCAUCAGGAGAAAACAAUUUUCUCCGUGCUGGAGAAAGACCUACCAACAGUGCAUCCAUCACUGUUAUCUGCACUUGAUGAUAUUGGUCGUUCUCAAGUCGAGCAGCUUUUAAGGCGUCUAGGAGUAAGAAUGUGGACUCCAAAAGAAGUCAUUAACAAUCACAUUAUCCCAGUGUUCAAGUCAAAGCAGUGGAAGUGUAAGUCUGAUGAAGUAUUGAGAAGCUACCUAGUGUGCAUUUUGGAAGAGCGCCUGAACGACCCUUCUGUGUGUGAUAUGGAUGAAUUGAGAUCCUGUGUACAGAUUUUAACGAACAAGGGUACUCUGAACCCAAAAUCAACGCCGAUUCAUUUUACCCCCAAAUACGGGGGCCCAAUUGACCUCGCUCGGCAGUUUCCCAGUAUUUCGUGGACAAUUAUUGACGAAUCUUACUUGGACUAUCGUACUUCAUUGAGGGUUCGCACCAUGGAUUGGAAAACUUUUUUAGACGACCUUGGCUUAAAACAGUUUCUUGCUAUUGAAAAGAAACAAGUAAAGCUUCAUCGAAAAAACAUGGCUUGCUCUCCGUGGGAGUCGUAUGAGCGAAUUUGGCAGACAACCCCAGAUGAUCUUUUCAUCAUUGACGACUGGGCGUGUGAAGAAUUUGAGGAGUUUCUCAGUAAGAUUAACUCCUCCGACACUAAACAACAAUUCGUCAGCAAUGAGUCAAAGUUCUUAGCUCAGUGUAUUGAUGCACGUUGGGAUCACACGUACGCACAGUUUGCUGAGGGCUAUGUACAAGUUAAAGAUGUAAAUGGCCAUGUUCUCGGAGAGGCUAAAUCUUCAUUUUACCUCAAUCUUGUCUCGAAACCGUGGAUGCCCUCUACAGUUGAAGGGACGAACCUGUAUCUUCCAAGCGACCUCUUCGUGAAGGCUGACGCUGUAUAUCACCUACUCGGGGAUCACGUGAAUUACGUUAGCGCAGAUUUAAAGAGCCUCUCGUUUGUUAGCGCCUUAGGCAUCAGAAAAUCGAUUGGCGUAGAUGGGAUGAUCAAUGAGUUGAGGAGGUGGUCAGAUGGUUGCGACAAAAAGAUGGAUAGAAAUCGACGAAAAGACUUCAAAACUUCUAUUGCACAUAUGAGCAGAGUUUACUCUUUCCUCUCUGAGAAAAUGUCGCAAAGUGAUGAAGAAAGGAAGAAAAUAACUGAGGCUUUUCUGCAGAACGCGCUGAUAUUCGUUCCUCAUCGCGAUCGCCAUUUAGAGUUUCUCCCAAGCCGGCCAGAAUGCAAAGUAUCAGGAUCAUUUCUUUUGAAGAAAGAAGUGUGCUGGAGUGACCCGACAGAUAUAUCCCUGAAACUGUUUAAGGAGCACGGCAAGGUUCCCAUAAGACGCCUACUAGGGUGUUUCUAUGCAUGUAGUGGCCCCAAUCAGAGUCUUGGAGGUUUUUUUGUGGAUCAAAUGGACGUGGACCUUACCCCCAAUGUGGACGAGUACAUCGAAAUGGCGACGACUGUUGCUGACGCUGCAGGUUUUCCAACUUAUUCGUCUUUGAGCGAUAUGUUAAAAAUCUUUGCAGCUUUGGGACGCAAGUGUGUUUCGCUAAGCCUCAAAAACAGCACACAGGUUGAAGAGAAAAUCGAUGAAAAUAUGGCCGCUUUUGUGAAAAAAUCUCUGCAAGGUGAACGGAAAUGCAUCUUUCCUACAUCUGACAAAUGGGUGGCACUUUCGGAUCAACCGCUGAUAGCUGACGAUAAAGCUAUGGUGAAGAUUUUUCAUAAGGAAAAAUCUGUCUACUUCCUGGACCUCGGAGACUUCUUUCAACCGCAAAAACGUGGCUCGACUAGUCGUGCAUUUGAACAUCAAUUCGAUAGAGACAAGAUGGAGCACUUUGUUUCUUUAUUCUUGAUGAUCUGUGAAGUAAAAGCGUUAAGUGGGUGCAUAAAGAAAGAGUUGGUUCCCAUUGGUUCAGUGAAGUACCAGUGUACUCCCGUGCAGAAGUUCUUUCACCAAAACAUUCCAUACGUGCAACGUUUCCUAUACUCAAAAUACCCAUCUGUAUAUGAUAAACUGAAAAAUGAAGGCUUCGCAGAGAAACUGCUACACAUGCAGUUCGCUUCUGUUCAGAGCCUGGAAACUUUGUACUCGUUAACCACGCAUUCCAACGUAGCCACGCCCCUUAAAGUAAGAUCGGGCAUACAGGAAUUAGGAAUCACGUCCUGUUUUUUCGUUGUGCAAGAACAUCAAGAGCGUGCAGAUGUUUUAAAUGCUGAGAUGGCUAAACUGUUGUUAGGAGGAAAAAAGGAGGGCUCCUCAGAAUUAACCAACUUUCUAGUUGCAGUGAAAACUUACAGCGGGGAUAAUUUCGAAGGGUUUUUGGAAGACGUGCAAGGGUUGGAACCAUUACCGGAAGGAGAAGAGCGAUGGAGUGUUCCACCUCCAAAGGAACCCGAAAAGGAUGAAAAUGAAAGAAGUGCCACAAAUGAAGAUGUUCCUUCCCUGGACAGAACCCAAGCCCAAUCUAGGUCAGGUAACGAUAGUCUUCGUUCCUGGCCGCCAAAAUCUUCUCGUCAUUAUGGUAAGUCGUGUAAACGUAGAGGAGAAACCAGAAGUGACCCCAAGUUCAAGAUUUGGCCUAUGCCAGCGCCCCCUGAAUCUAUAGAUAAACUUCCGAAAGCCGCAAGUCGAUUUAACUUGGUUCAGAAAACACCUGAGCAACCGCAUAUUAAGAGCUCACAAGUGUCAAGAAAGCUCCAGGAGAGAGAUGAAAGGAAGACCGAGCACGAACAUCCUGCUGAAGUCAAUCCAAUCCAACACCAAACUCCAAACGAUAACCACCGGCCAGCUGAGACAAUGGUUGAGGGUGCUGAGGUAAAUGAAUCACAGCUUAAUAUUACUGAGGCAGGAGACGAUUUUUGUCCCAGAGGCAAGAAGAGCCAUAUCCAUAUCCACCCUUCUCCGCAUCAAAUGCCCUCACCUGGAGAAAAGUCUGCAGUCACCAUCCCAGAAGAUCUAACCAGACAGGCUUCUUCCAGAGGUGCGCGUUUCUGGUUUGAUAAAGGUCCAUAUGACUUCGACGACGAAGAUCUUCCCAUCAAUAACAAAAUGAGAACCAUGCACGGACUUCCGUUGAUGGAGAACCCUAAUAGCGAAGAAAUAGGCCGAUGGGGGGAAGAAUAUGUUUUUGAGUUUCUUAAGGAGCAAGCGCGAUGUGACCUUUCUGGUUCAGUGGAAAUUGUCUGGAUUAACGAAAAAGGAAACACAACUGCGCCUUACGACAUCGAGAUUCGACGUAAUGGUGUCAGAGGAGGCGACGAUCGCCGCCCAGUAUUAACAUAUGUUGAAGUGAAGACAACUUCCUCUGACCAAAAGGAUAUCUUUGAACUGUCGGUUCAGCAACUUCAAUUCGCGCGUGCUCACCAGGACGCAUUUCAUCUUUAUCGUGUUUUUAACGCAGGCAAACCUAAAAACGUGCGAAUUCGUCGUCUUCAAAACCUUGCUGAGCACAUAGAAAAGAAGGCUGUAAAACUUUGUCUGGUUAUCUGAAUUUUAAAUUUUAUAACAGCGUUUAUAUUAACAGUUAAGCAAGUGAUAACGUUAAGUUCAGUUGAUUUUUGUAGGUAUAAAACUAGUUCGGAAAGUCUUUUGGAUCGAUAGCACAGAAAUUAGAUGCUUCUUAAAAAACGUCUUAGGAGCAAUGAUGGAUUCUCUUCGACGUAUUUUCAAACAUUUUGAUCUAUGACAACCCUAAGAAAAACAAGUUAAGAGUGGUUCUGUUUGUAAGAAAAGACCGAAUAGAAAAAGAUAGGCUUUAUGGAGGCGGAUGCUACUAAGUAUUGUUCUAAGAACAAGAAUAAGGUAGAACAGCACCAACAUGUAAAUAACGCUUCAUAUUCAAACGUUGGAAAGUUAUAAAUCGCUUGGACCAGCUUACCUUUACAGUUGACCUUGUCCAAUGUUUUACUCGCUGUGUUAUUCUUGGUUGUAACGUUAAGUUAGUCUUAAGCAUGAUUUCUUUUUCAAUGCUUCGGAGAUUGAAUAAAUUUUUCCAAAAUUUACCUUGUAAGGUUCAAGACUCAGUAAACACCUUCAUUGUGUUGUUGAUCUAGCAUUGGUGUCUUCAUCAUCGAGAAAAAUGUAACACUUGUCUGGUGAAAGUGCCCCCUUUGACGAGAACCGCUUAUUCAUCUUGUUCGUGCUCAGUUAUGAUUUCAUGGUGAGCAUCGGAGGAAAGUUUUCGAAAUGCUCUAUUUUUGGUAAUCUGUAACCACAAUUUCAACAUUGUAACAAAUUCUCUGAGCAACCCGUAGAACAAAUAUCAGCAUACCAACAAGGAAAGACAGCAGGUUCAGGUAAUAAAAUGAAUUUUCAUA
Messenger RNA from Pocillopora damicornis (cauliflower coral), 11165 nucleotides. RefSeq lists its product as uncharacterized. The record is from RefSeq and is a predicted model, not a curated record. Lineage: Eukaryota; Metazoa; Cnidaria; Anthozoa; Scleractinia; Pocilloporidae.